This is a messenger RNA of Ruditapes philippinarum (Manila clam), 2813 nucleotides long. RefSeq lists its product as uncharacterized. NCBI's taxonomy places the organism in Eukaryota, Metazoa, Mollusca, Bivalvia, Venerida, Veneridae. The transcript has 9 exons. The record is from RefSeq and is a predicted model, not a curated record. The coding region runs from base 1626 to 2813 and encodes 395 amino acids.
CGCCAUAUAUAGUUAACCUUGUUCGUAAAGAAUUCAUUUUAUAUUUAAAUAUUUCAUGAACUGCAAUCAAUUACAACUGUUCAUGCACAUCAGAUAAAGUGUAAAUUAAAACAGUUUUGCAGAAUGAGUAUAUUAAAUUAAAGUGUAAUGUUCACAACACACAUAGCGGUAAUCUAAUCUGAUCGCUGGGUAAAUAAAUAUCAUGUCACAUGUGCGAAACUAGUACACAUAGUUUAAAAGUAUGAUUUAAAUUACCAUGGAUGUAUAAGGAUUUUGACUAUGGGUGUCAUUGUUCAUUAUUUUCUGGUCGUCGCUUUGAUCAUCACUGGGCAACUUACGUGUUAUGAUGCGCGCGACACUCCCGGAAAUAAAGAAUUGACGGCAAAACCUGGAAUUAUCCUGGACAAAGACUCAGCGUUAACAGCCAAUGACAACAUAAAAUCAACACUAUUACCUUUAAAAUCAUCUGACGCCCUAAAAACUACGACAUUAGCUACCCCCGGGGUAGUUACUGUUACUGCCCCGCCCAUACCGUCACCAGCAACAGCGUCACCUGGUGGAAACGAUGUUUCUAAAAUCAUAAACUUAUUGUUUGCAAUCCUCUUGGCAGUCACGGCAAUUUUGAUGGCGAUCACUGGAGCAUGUAUGUUCGGACUUCGACGACGAUAUCUGUUUGUAUCAAACCAUUCAAAAUACAAACAACUGGAGGAAAUGCCUAUCUGAGACAAUGACACGAAUCUAUGUUUCAACUGUGAACAAAACAACAACAGCAAAAUCAACAACAAAACUGAUAUAUUAAUGACAGUCUCUUUUUAAAACGAGUCACAGGAAAUUGAAAAAUAAAUAUCUUUUUAUGUAAUGGUAGUUCAUUGAUCACAGCAUUUGUGCAUACGUUUUUGUUUGUAAGGAUCUUCUUAUAGAUUGUUAUUUUGUUUUGUUGGAACUCAUAGAGCUCGGAAAAUAAACUUUGAAGUAUUAAAACUUGCAUGUUGUUAUUUAUGUUAUGGUGAUUAGUUAAGGGGAAACGCGGGGUGAAUAGCAAAUAUAUAUUACAGUAUAUGUCAUCAUACAUCAUUUACGUAGAACCGAUUUGUGAUAUUAUUCAAGAAGACAUAUAUAUACGAGAGUUUUUUUGUUAUGAAUUUCACAUAUUAUCAUUUUGUAUAUCAGACUUUCUAUUGCGAUUUGUGUGAAGAUAUCACGCAAGACGUAUCGUACAUAAUCAAACCACCAAAAGAACAUGCUUAGGCGGUUGGCGCGGCAAAACAUAUCUUCUUUUGGACUUGAUGUUAUUGAAAACUAUACGCAUAAUAACAAAAACGACUUCGGUUAACAUUUAAGUAUUCCGUGAUAUACUUCUACUACUACAUACAUGUACCUCCUUUCAUCUAGAAUGAACAUUAAUUUUAUUUCUGUCCAAUACUGAUUUGUUUUCAGCAGAAAAUGACCCGUGCUUGUAUAAAAAGGGUACAAUUUUAAUUUUCACAAAUAGGGUGCCGACGGUGAAACAAAUAGGAACUACAUUUCUCCUAUUUUUCAGUGUGUACGCCGUCAUGGGUGGCGUGACACAAAAAGUCAUCUACUAUAGUGAAGUUUGACAAACAAAAUUAAGACAUAAUAAAUAAAUGAAAAUAUUCUUUAACAACCACUAUUGUGAACAUUUUUGUCUACUUAUUCGUCGAAAAGUUUUCUCGCAAAUGAAGCAAUGUUCACCUUUUAACUUUUUUCAAAACGAAUUAAAUAAAUCGUUACACACUGUGUAUAAAAGGGGUUACGUCAAUAUAGUGUUUCGAGUGGCGCUAUAUAUUACACUUACAAUUGAGAUGGAGCUUGGAGUUACAGAAAUGAUGUUUUGUUAUUUAAUUUUUGUUUUUGGUGCAGCGUAUUGCUACAAUUUUCGGAAUAAUGAUACAUGCCUCAAUUUUCAUGUCACCAGUUUUAAUACUUGUGUUGGCAGCUCGGAUAGUAUUAAAUUAACCCCCAUAUCAAGACUAUCUUUGUACGAGUGCGUGUCUCAGUGUGCAGUAAGAGGAAAUUGUGCCGGGCUUAUUUACAGAAGAAAGAAUUUAUUUUGCCAACUUUUUAAAGACUUAAAUAGUACACAGGAGGCAAAAGGCGAUUGUGUUUAUAUAAAACGCAGUGAUAUUUUCACGGUUCCGCAGAGCAAAAAUAUGCCAAAUUGUGAAAAUGAAAAUGAAGGCGCAAUCGCAACUCCAGAAUGUUCCUAUCCGGAGGUAGACAACGGAAAGCCGGUUGGAAAUAUGUUUAUCGUUCACAGUAUUCAAACUAUUCAGUGUAAUCAGAGUUAUUUCGUUCUUGGUUCAAACAAGAUUUAUUGCACGAGUAACUUAACAUGGAGCUCCAUGCCAGAAUGCUACAAAGAAUGUAUAGCUCCGGAAGUUGACAACGCCGACGUUGAUGCUGACAUGGAACAACUUCCUGCACGUGCUACAGUUUCGUGUCAUGAAAAUUUCAUAUCAACCACUACUAGCAGCAAGUUAUACAAUAUUACAGAAGAAUCCCUUAUCUGUGAUAAAACUGGGAAAUGGGUGCCAGACAUGGUCUGUACAUCAUAUCUCAAUAUAUUUAGCAAGGCAUUUAAUAGACCAGCACGCCAGAGCUCAACAUAUAGACAUUAUCAAGCAACUUUAGCGACCGAUGGAUUGUGGAAUCCAGACUUCAGGAAAGGGUCAUGUAUGCAUACAAAUUUUACUGAGGAUACUGCGUGGUGGGAGGUAGAUAUGCUUGAAGUGUAUCCCAUUCGCCGGUUGAUAAUUCUCAACAGAGGAAGUGUAUUUGAUAGAUGUGUUUGA